Molecule: messenger RNA, 1020 nt
Organism: Ambispora leptoticha
Lineage: Eukaryota; Fungi; Glomeromycota; Glomeromycetes; Archaeosporales; Ambisporaceae
Source: the annotation of a GenBank genome assembly
AUGACAGUCAUUAAUUCUAAUCAAACUAUUAAUGUUACUAAAAAAAUCAAAAAACCAAAGUGCCAACGUCUGUCCCUUGGCCAGAUUGAUGUUCCAUUUCCGAUUAGUGACCAAUUAAACGCUGUGAUUGCCAGCUAUAAGGAGCGAAAAAUUACAGGAAAACCGCCAAAUUGUUUUCUACUUUAUCGAAAAGCAUUGGUACGUGAAUUUAAUAACCACGGUUAUUAUCUUCCUGCAAAAGAAAUUUCGCCAAUCGCAUCCGAGAAAUGGAAGAAUAAGCCAGAUAUAGUAAAACAAGAAUAUCGAGAAAUUUCAGAAGACAUUGCAAAGAUUCUCCAAGAUAAAGAAACACCACGAAUCCUUACACCUGCAAAUUUUUCUUCGCAAAAUUCAGUAAGAACAAAAAAAGAUUUUCGACGCGCUUCAAAAGGAAUAGAGGACGUUAUCCAGUUUACUGAUUUUUCUGGUGUUUCAGAGCCGACAACUCCCAUGAAUCAAUGUUUUCCUGAAAAUGAUCAUUUUCAAUUCGACGCUUCUGAAUCCGAUACAACUGGUGUCUCGAAACCGACAACUCCUAUUAAUCAACACUUUCAUGAGAAUAAUCAUUUUGAAUUCGAAGCUUCUGAAUUCGAUAUGUCUGGUGUUUCAGAGCCGACAACUCCCAUGAAUCAAUGUUUCCAUGAUAAUGAUCACCUUAAAUUCGAUGCUUCUGAUGUUGAUUCUAUUAACAUUAAUGUCAAUAAAUUUAAUCAAAGCGUUUCAAUAAGUGGGACAUCACAAAAUACCAUCAUCCCCACCAUCACCAAUAUCACUACAUCAUUAGGACCAAUAGAAAACCAGAAUUCGAACGAACCCAAUGUUUCCGAAAUUUUUGAUCCACGACAAUAUCCUUUCUCUUAUGAAGAAGAUAUUUAUGAAUCCACAAAUUUGACUUUUCAAAAUUCAUAUAAUGUCUUCCCUCCUUCAGAUCUCUUGUUAAAUUUAAUGGAUCACGAAUCUAAAAGCCUUUCAGAUUUAUGA